Pseudogymnoascus destructans is the source of this 306-nucleotide messenger RNA. RefSeq lists its product as uncharacterized. The transcript has a single exon. Lineage: Eukaryota; Fungi; Ascomycota; Leotiomycetes; Thelebolales; Thelebolaceae. The coding region runs from base 1 to 306 and encodes 101 amino acids. The record is from RefSeq and is a predicted model, not a curated record.
AUGGCCGAUUGGGAGUCUGACCAAAACCACACGGAACACCACCCGCACUCACGCGCAAAUGUGACAAAAUAUAUGGAACAAUUCUCACUCUUAGAGACAUACGACUUACUCAAACGCGAUGCCUUUUUUGAGGUGGUCCACAAGACUACCAACGGCAAAGCACCAAAGGCUCUCACAUUCAGUGAGCUGGUGAAAGCUGACGAUUACUUCCCAACGUUCUCAAAGCUGCCAGCGCCAGAUGUGAGAGGAGGACCCCCGAUGUGGACAACAAGUGGCUGCAAUAACCUUUUUGUUCCUUCUGUUUGA